AGGAUGUGAGGGGAGAAGGAGGAGAAGAAGGAGGAGGUCUGCGGUCAGUCUGCUGCGGUGUAACCCAACUUUGGUUUGGAAACUCCUCAGCGAUGCCUGUCAAACUCCGCUGGUGCUGCUGCGCAUUGUUGCACUCGGAUUCCUCCUGCGGCGGGGUGUUGUAGGAAGAUCAAUUAAUUAAGCAAUUAAGAAGAUUGUUUCUUUUGGAAGCUGCUGUUUGCAACGAGCACAAGUUGCAGAAGCGAGUGCGCGCACGGACUCCUUCUGGAUUCCAAGUGUUUGUUUUUCUCUCAGGACGAUUCAACAUGUCUCUGAGCAGGAGCAUCGAGUUCGAGCACUUCGAGGAGAAGCUGCAGAGGACCCCCAGGACCCCCUCGGGCCCCGGGUCCGUGCCCCCGGGCUCCAGGGGCCACGGAGCGAUCCCCAGCCCGGCGCACAGCGCGCACUGCAGCUUCUACCGGACCCGCACCCUGCAGUCUCUCACCUCCGAGAAGAAAGCCAAGAAGGUGCGAUUCUACCGCAACGGGGACAAGUAUUUCAAAGGGCUGGUGUACGCAGUGUCCCACGACCGGUUCCGGUCCCUGGACGCGCUGCUGAUGGAGCUCACCCGGUCCCUGUCGGACAACGUCCACCUGCCCCAGGGGGUCCGGAGCCUGUACGUGCUGGACGGGGGCCGGAGGGUCAGCAGCCUGGAGGAGCUAGUGGAGGGUGAGAGUUACGUGUGCGCCUCCAACGAACCCUUCCGACGUGUGGACUACGCCAAGAACGUCAACCCCAACUGGUCGGUGGGCUGCAAGACCGGCACCUCGCGCUCCCUCUCCUGCCUCAUGCAGCUGGUGCAGCGCGAGUCCAAGGACUUCAUCAAGCCCAAGCUCGUCACCGUGAUCCGCAGCGGCGUCAAACCGCGCAAGGCGGUUCGGAUUCUGCUCAACAAGAAGACGGCGCACUCCUUCGACCAGGUGCUCACCGACAUCACCGAGGCCAUCAAGCUGGACUCUGGAGCCGUGAGGAGGCUGUACACGUUGGAGGGCAAGCAGCUCACCUGCCUGCAGGACUUCUUCGGGGACGAUGACGUGUUCAUCGCGUGCGGCCCGGAGAAGCACCGCUACGCCCAGGACGACUUUGUGUUGGAUCUCAGUGGUAAGGCUUCCACAGCCUUUAUGACUGAAUGCAGAGUGCUGAAGUCAUCGUACGGCCGCUCAGCGACUCCCAACCGAGCGGCUAAGAGCCCCGGACCCUCACGACGCAGCAAAUCCCCCGGAGCAGUGAGACGAGCCGUCCACUACUCCACCAGUCAGUCUCCCAUCAAAUCCCCAGUAAACGGCGUCUCGAGCAGCCAUAUCUCCUCCAAGUCCACCAAGUCCUCCACUCCGUCUCCCACCAGCCCCCGACCCAGCCCAUGUUUUACGCAGAUCCCUCCAUCACAUCACAUCUCCUCCACUAAUGUCAACGGCUCAAUGAACAACCACCAAGAGCAAAGCAACCAACUGAGUCCAGAGGUUAACGGCAACCGCUGCCUCCCUUCCAGCCCCAUUCUGGAGAAAUACGAAGUCGGGAAGGUCAUCGGAGACGGUAACUUCGCCGUGGUGAAGGAGUGUGUGGAGAGGUCCACAGGAAAAGAGUUUGCACUGAAGAUCAUCGACAAGGCCAAGUGCAGCGGAAAGGAGCACCUGAUCGAGAACGAGGUGGCCGUGCUGCGGAGGGUGAAGCACCCCAACAUCAUCAUGCUGGUGGAGGAGGUGGACACGGCCUCCGAGCUCUACCUGGUCAUGGAGCUGGUCAAGGGAGGAGAUCUGUUUGACGCCAUCACCUCCUCGACCAAAUACACGGAGAGAGACGGCAGCAUCAUGAUCUACAACCUGGCCGGAGCUCUGAAGUAUCUGCACAGCAUGAACAUCGUCCACAGGGACAUCAAACCAGAGAACCUGCUGGUGUUUGAAUAUCCAGAUGGCAGCAAGUCCCUGAAGCUGGGGGACUUCGGCCUGGCCACGGUGGUGGAGGGGCCCCUGAACACCGUGUGUGGCACGCCCACGUACGUGGCCCCAGAGAUCAUCUCAGAGUCCGGUUACGGUCUGAAGGUCGAUAUCUGGGCUGCAGGCGUCAUCACCUACAUCCUCCUGUGUGGAUUCCCUCCGUUCAGAAGUGAGAGUAACUUACAAGAGGAGCUGUUUGACCAGAUCCUCCAGGGUCGACUGGACUUUCCCAGUCCUUACUGGGACAACAUCACCGACUCAGCCAAGGAGCUGAUUGGAAAAAUGCUGCAGGUCAACGUUGAGGCUCGAUACACAGCACAGGACGUCCUCUCCCACCCAUGGGUCACGGACGACGCCGUCAUGGAGAACAACAUGAAGAUGGAGGUGACAGGUAAACUGAAGACGCACUUUAACACGGCGCCGAAGCACAACAACACCACAGCCGGUGUGUCCAUCAUCAUGAACACGGCUCUCGAUAAGGAGACGCUCCAGCUUCCUGCUCGUCGCCACCAGGUCCCCUCCUCCCCCCCGAUCCCCCCGGCCUCUCCAACCGAACCACCAUCACACGCCAAAGCACCAGAACCUGCCGACGCCACGCUGACCACACCUGUGCCUGACCACGAGCCUCCCUGCUCUCAGCCUCCCAGUGAAGACGACCCGUCACCCGCUCAACUUCCUCUCCCCCCCCCCUCCGCUCCAUCACCCUUUGCCGAAUCGUUCCCAGUGGCACCGCUUCCUGUCCCCCCCCCUCAUGAGUCUGGAUCCCCCUCCGACCCCCCUGCUGUUUCCUGUCCUUCCCCUUCAUCUCCUCCCGAACCAGCUUCCCUCUCUCCCUCCUCUUCUCCCACCGAAGAAUCACCGCACUCAGAACCAGCUUCCCCAUCCUCCGUCAAACCUGCUGUGUUCCUCCCUCUGUCUUCCCCCCCUUCUCCCCUCCAUCCGACCCUGUUUCCCUCUCCUCCGUCUACUCCGCCCCGGUCCAUGACCCCGCCCUCUCCAUCCGAUCCUCCCAGCCCUCCGCCCCCUGAGGAGCUGAUAGAGGUUUAAAGGUGUGGUUACCUUCACUCCUCCUGUUUCCACACACACACACACACACACACACACACACACACACACACACGUAUGAUUAGACGUGAGGAGAGUGAACCUCCACCUCCAGCUUCUCCCUGUAUCUGUAGCCUGAGCCAGUGACUGCUGCGUCCACUCCUCCUUUCCUCACUCCUUCUCUCAGACGGAGGACGGGAGGUAUUUUUCCAGAGUGUGUGAAAAACGAGUUGAUUGUGUAUAUAUAGGUUUGUAUUUAUUAACGGAGGAUGUGGAUGAAGGGAAUGAAAUGAAACCCCCUGUGCUCUGAGUGGUUGUCCUCGGACUGUAUCACAUCAAUGUGAAUUAUUUUUCCUUUAUUUCUUGUUCCUGUGGCUCUUCUGUAAAUAUCCGUCAAACACAAACAUCCCCGAAACAAAGAUUUCAAAUGUCCCAAUGUGUUUUUGGCACAUUUAUAUUUCACCAUACCAACCAUAACCACCGACAGUAUUUUCUCUUUGCUCAUGAAAACCACAAAUCUACAAUGUGAUGUACAAAAUAAAGGUAAAAGUACCAAGCAGCUAAUAACAGUGAAGGAAGUUCCUUGACUUUCUGUCUGUAGAAGUGAAGAUUAACUGUUAAAUCUGCUCAGACUCUAAGUUUAAAUCACAGAAACAAGCUCAAGAUCAUUUUCUGUUGCUUCCUGUGCAGCUUGUUCUCAUCCUGUAACAAAGAUGACUCGUCACACGCUGCAUAAACCAAAGACACUUUUCAUAUAAACACUGAAGAUAAACAAUUGUCAAAAUCAAUCAUAAUAAUAUUUGCUAUAUUUCAAUUAUAUCUUAUGAGCAUCUCACAGGUGAAAAUAUCUCAUUGAGAAAUGUUUGUUUGUGGUGCUCGGUUUUAAAAAUACUAUUUUUUCUUUCAAACACUAUCCCUGAUAAUCUGAAGAAUUCCAAAAAAACUAAUGUAUAUCAGAAGUAUUUAGUAUUUAACGUACAGCUUCUGUGAAAUGAGCGUCUGGAACAUUGUUUAAGUUGAAUCCUUUAAGGCUCUUAUCACCACAAACUAAAUCCCUUCCAGCAACAUUGUGCAACUUCUACUGAGCAGCAGCGCCCCCUGCAGCUUCAAAUGGUUAUUAAUUCAGUUUUUCAUGAAGGGAAGAGUAGAGUCCAUCAAUGUGAUGCUCUGACUUUGUCGCCCCUCUCGCUGAGCUGAAACACAACUGAAAGGUGGAUAUGACCCAUGAUCCCCGACUUCCUGAAAAAAUGCAGCAAACUGAUAUUCAAAAGUUUUCCGAUUGAAGAUUAAGACGUCAUUUUAACUAGUCUAAAGUUUGCAGUUACUCUUUAACUUGCUGAGGCUGAUUCUGGUCAUUUAAUCUGCGCCAGUCGGAGAUCAAAUCCACUGGAGGGAAAAAGAAAGAGGAAACAUUCUUUCUAUUCCAAGUGGAAGUGGAUAUUUUAAGUUAAAAAGUUGCAUAGUGUUGACAAGAAAAAAAAUAUCCUUGUCAAGUCAUUUUGUAAAUGACUUUUGAAUCCCCUUGUGUUUAAGACUUACUGACAUUCAAUUACACAAUAACUGUCAUUUAUUAUUUAAAAAAUGUUGUUUUUCAUAAUGUGAAGCAACUUUUCUUUUCAAUGUGAAGUUUCUGCUGCGACGGACAAGAUGCACAUACUGGUUCGAUCCCAGUGUCGGUUCAGAGACUUUCCCACUGGUGACCACACGCUGACGAGCUGCAUGAGACUCAACGCUGCUCCUCUCGUUUGAUCUUUAUAAAUAUGUCGGCUUUACCAAGUAGGGAUGAAUGUGUUGUCAUGGCGACAGGUGUGUGUGUGCUUCACGAUGCCUUUAUCAGAACCAACCUGUGCAUCCUCAGUUUAUCUCUAAGUGGUUUGUGUUUCUCGCUGGUUUUAAACUGCUCAGCUGGUGUUAGUGGUGUCGACUCCUCCUGCUCUCAGCUGCAUGAAGACAACCCCCCCCCCCCCCCCUGCUCAGUCAGGUUGGUCACUGAGCUCCUCUUCCGUAUUCCUUCUUAGUUUCCUAUGCUUUGUCAUAGCAGUUUGUAAAAAAAGGGAAAUUUGUAUGAAGAAAAACAGGUAGAGCUGAAACUGGAGUUUUUAAAUUAGACUUAGAGCUUUUAAUGUCCCACUGUUUGAAAACGGCAGCACGAGGAUUAAAUGAAUAAAACUAAAAAUGCAAUAAAGACUUGAAAAUGAACAA
Limanda limanda (common dab) is the source of this 5219-nucleotide messenger RNA. It is a transcript of the gene dclk2a, whose product is annotated as doublecortin-like kinase 2a. Gene Ontology annotation, biological process: protein phosphorylation; intracellular signal transduction. The record is from RefSeq and is a predicted model, not a curated record. Gene Ontology annotation, cellular component: microtubule cytoskeleton. The coding region runs from base 306 to 3020 and encodes 904 amino acids. The transcript is spliced from 17 exons. Gene Ontology annotation, molecular function: ATP binding; protein kinase activity. Lineage: Eukaryota; Metazoa; Chordata; Actinopteri; Pleuronectiformes; Pleuronectidae.